CAGAGGACCUUGCAAAUGAACAAGCUUCUUACAACACCUAGCAAAGAGUGGAAACGUGACAGCAAUCGUUUCGGUCUUCACAGACUUUUAUAUCCAAGAUCAUCUUAUUGUUUCCUACAAGACCUCACACCUGAGACAAUGAAGGGCCAACUGCUGUUUCUUCUCACGCUGUUUGGUAUUUCUAGUCGUUCAGUCUCUGCUGACUGUUCAAAUUGUGCCAGUGACCAGAACUGUGAUGCCACUGCCAACAGCUGUAUCUGCAAUAAAACUCUGUACAACACAAUAGGGAGCCCACCAACCCCUGUCAUUCAGUGCAGCAAUACCAUGAGUUUGUCCAUGCCAAAAUGCCAACUGGAAAAAGACAGAUACAACUCAACCAGUUUACAUCUGAAGGAUUCAGCCUGCCACUUGCAUGAUCAAACUGUUGAUAAUAUUGCUCAAAUGGUUUAUAACUGGACACUAAAGAAUGGAGAGUGUGGCAACAGUAUAAUUGUAAAUUCUUCUCAUGUAACUUAUGUCAAUCAACUGUUUGUCUAUGCCCAAAACUCUAUAAUCACCAGCAGAAAUAAUGCUACUGUAAAUUUCUCAUGCUCUUAUCCACUAAACAUGAGUACUUCACUUAAUUUUCCUCUAAAGACAGUAUUUGGAUCGGCAGAGAUCUCAAUUCCUGGUGGAGAAGGAAAAUUGAACAUAAUUAUGUCAGUUUAUACAGAUUCAGCAUUCUCCCAACAUGUAACUGCCGACACUGAGUUGACUGUGGACCAGCCUGUGUAUGUCUCAGUGUGGAUGCCAAGUUUGCAGUCUUUCUCUGUUAAAGUCACCAAUAUGUAUGCCACAGAAACAUCAGAUUCCUCUGUGGGAACAAAAGUAUAUCUACUUCAGAAUGGGUGUAAACCUGAUGGCGUUGGAGCUGAUAUAAUGAGCACAUUACAGAAUGGAAAUAACACAGAAUCACGAUUUAUAAUGAAUGUUUUCAAGUUUACUACUACAUCUAGCGUGUAUCUGUUUGCAGAUGUUACAAUCUGUGAUGGAACUUGCAUACCGGCCUGUAGUUCCCGCUCAGGUGUUGUUGACAGAGCAGCAGAAACACAGACUCUCAGUGUGUAUCUGGAAUCACGUGACAUAUUCUCUGGUGCUACAACUGCAUUUAGCUGUUUCUCUUCACUUUGGAUUAUGAACUCAAUUUUGUUCUCCGUUCUUCUCAGUAAACUCAUGUAGAAAAUCAUCCUCUCACAUGAUCCUUGCACAGUCAAUAAUCAAAAUAACAUUUUCCUGCUAUUUUUCACUACAGUAUGAAUAUAUAUUCCUUUCAACUUGCUGCCAAUCUUUUGAGAUCAUAUAAACCCUUAUUAGUUUUAUAGUAAAUGUAAAAAAAAACAAUUAUUUACGCUGAUGUAUUUAUUUUACUUUUGAUUUUAUUGCCGCUGCCACCUUUUCUUUGCUUGGUUUUUGCACUGUUGUACAUUUAUCUGCCACUCAAUAAAUUUCAAUUCAAUUUA
Molecule: messenger RNA, 1499 nt
Organism: Xenopus laevis (African clawed frog)
Lineage: Eukaryota; Metazoa; Chordata; Amphibia; Anura; Pipidae
Product: uromodulin
Exons: 9
Coding region: 16-1218 (400 amino acids)
Source: RefSeq, a predicted model, not a curated record